Molecule: messenger RNA, 682 nt
Organism: Centruroides sculpturatus (bark scorpion)
Lineage: Eukaryota; Metazoa; Arthropoda; Arachnida; Scorpiones; Buthidae
Product: transmembrane protein 11, mitochondrial-like
Exons: 2
Coding region: 96-620 (174 amino acids)
Biological process (GO): inner mitochondrial membrane organization
Cellular component (GO): mitochondrial inner membrane
Source: RefSeq, a predicted model, not a curated record
GUGUCGACUGGCUCCCUCUUUCGGCAAUUAUCGAUAGAGCACUGGAUUUUUUUUUAUUUUUUAAUUUUUUUUUCUUUGGGGAAGUUGGGGAGAAGAUGGCGAACUACGAGGACGAACCUAGUGAUUUUCAAGAAGUAGCAAUUAUACAAGAAAUAUAUGAAGGAGAAAAUUCUCAUGAAGCUUUUGAGAAUGAAUUAGAGAGAGCAUUAGAAGCCGGUUGUGCCACCAUCAUUAUCGAGCCUUCACGAUUGGGAGAAGAGACAGCACGGUGGAUAUCCAUAGGCAACUGUCUCCACAAAACUGCUGUUUUGAUGGGAUUCGGAUCCAUUGCUUCUACGUAUCUGUGGCCUGAUAAACUUUACAUCUGCUGUCCAAUGGGUUGUGUUAGUUUCUUCUGUUCAGGAUUAUAUGGUGUAUCCUGGCAAUUUGAUCCCUGUUGCAAAUAUCAAGUGGAAUAUAACUCUAAAAAAUUAGCAAGACUACCUUUACAUACGCUAAAUUCUACAUCUCCCGUAGUAUUGGUGAGACGCGACGACUCAAGACGGAAAUUACUGCACACGACGAUUAGUUUAAUAGCAGUCGCACACUGCGCAUGGUUGAUAUACAAAUUGUAUAAAUAGUAAAAGCUUGUUGUUAUAUAUGACUGUCAAAUUAUUAAAACAAGGAUGUGUUUUUAAAUGAG